AUGUUCGAUUGGCAUCAGCUCAACCUCGAGCGCGGCUACCCCGGCGAAGGCCGAGAGACCGUUGUCAUCUAUUGUGAUGGAGCCGCAUUGCGAAAUGGCAAGACCGGGGCUUCUGCUGGGUAUGGUGUCUGGUUUCAGAGGAUCUGUCAUCGGGACUCGAACUGUUAUGGUCCGGUAGAAGGACCGCAAACGAAUCAGAGGGCGGAGCUGACGGCCAGCAUCACGUCUCUUCCUUGGGUCCUCUACGAAGGUUCUGCUCUUCGCCAUAAGAUCAGCCCCAUCAGAUCCCCUCUGGUGAUAUUCACAGACUCCAGGUACACCAUCAACUGCCUCACAGAUUGGGUGAAUCGGUGGCAGUUGAACAACUUCACUAACGCCAAAGGGCUAUCUGUUGUCAAUGAAGAUCUCAUACGCGAUGUAAUGGAAGUACGAGAGGCACAUGAUGGCAAAGUUCGUCUCCAAUACGUACCGGGACAUUCGGGAAGCUAUGGCAACGACCAAGCCGACAGACUUGCCUGCAUGGCCGCUCGCGAGUAUGAGCAAUACUAUUGA
Messenger RNA from Microstroma glucosiphilum, 552 nucleotides. Its product is annotated as ribonuclease H-like protein. Lineage: Eukaryota; Fungi; Basidiomycota; Exobasidiomycetes; Microstromatales; Microstromataceae. Gene Ontology annotation, molecular function: RNA-DNA hybrid ribonuclease activity; nucleic acid binding. The transcript has 4 exons. The record is from RefSeq and is a predicted model, not a curated record. Gene Ontology annotation, biological process: DNA replication, removal of RNA primer. The coding region runs from base 1 to 552 and encodes 183 amino acids.